CCCGGGCCGGCAGCGCUGGGAAAAUGGCGGUGCGGAAGAAGGACGGCGGCCCCAACGUCAAAUACUACGAGGCCUCGGACACCGUGAGCCAGUUCGACAGCGCGCGCGUCUGGCUGGGGAAGAACUACAAGAAGUACAUUCAAGCAGAACCACCCACCAAUAAGUCAUUGUCCAGCCUAGUGGUGCAGCUGCUUCAGUUCCAAGAGGAGGUGUUUGGGAAGCAUGUCAGUAAUGCACCUCUCACAAAGUUACCGGUCAAAUGCUUCUUAGAUUUCAAAGCUGGUGGUGCUCUCUGUCACAUCCUUGCAGCAGCCUAUAAAUUCAAGAGUGACCAAGGAUGGCGGCGUUUCGAUUUCCAGAAUCCAUCGCGGAUGGAUCGCAAUGUGGAGAUGUUUAUGACCAUUGAAAAAUCAUUAGUGCAGAACAAUUGCCUCUCCCGGCCUAACAUCUAUUUGCAUCCAGACAUCGACCCUAAAUUGCAGGCCAAACUGAAAGACAUCAUCAAACGGCACCAGGGAACCGUAACAGAAGAAAAGAAUAAUGCUUCCCAUAUUGUCUUUCCUGUUCCUGGAAGCCUCGAGGAAGAAGAAUGGGUUCGGCCCAUCAUGAAGAGAGACAAACAGGUUCUUCUGCACUGGGGUUACUACCCUGACAGCUAUGACACUUGGAUCGCAGCAAGUGAAAUUGAAGCCCCUGUGGAAGAUGCUCCAACAGCUGAGAAGCCCCGGAAGGUCCAUGCUAAGUGGAUCCUAGACACAGAUACUUUCAAUGAGUGGAUGAACGAAGAAGACUAUGAGGUAAACGAUGAGAAGAAUCCCGUCUCCCGUAGAAAGAAAAUCUCUGCAAAGACUCUCACAGAUGAGGUUAACAGUCCUGACUCAGACCGACGAGACAAGAAGGGGGGAAACUAUAAAAAAAGGAAGCGUUCUCCCUCCCCUUCACCUACUCCAGAAGCUAAGAAGAAGAAUGCCAAGAAAGGGCCUUCCACUCCCUAUACCAAAUCGAAGCGUGGACACCGGGAAGAGGAGCAAGAAGACCUCACAAAGGACAUGGAUGAGCCUUCUCCUGUCCCCAAUGUUGAAGAAGUCACACUACCGAAAACAGUGAACACCAAGAAAGACUCUGAAUCUGCUCCUGUGAAGGGUGGCACUAUGACUGAUUUGGAUGAACCAGAGGAUGAAAGCAUGGAGACUGCAGGAAAGGAUGAAGAAGAGAACAAUGCUGGCAACAAAGGGGAGCAGACAAAGAACCCUGACCUUCAUGAAGAUAACGUGACAGAACAGACCCAUCACAUUAUCAUCCCCAGUUACGCAGCCUGGUUCGACUAUAACAGUGUUCAUGCCAUUGAACGAAGAGCCCUCCCAGAGUUUUUCAAUGGCAAGAACAAGUCCAAGACUCCUGAAAUCUACUUGGCAUACCGCAAUUUCAUGAUUGACACAUACCGGCUCAACCCUCAGGAGUACCUAACCUCAACUGCCUGUCGUCGGAAUCUGGCUGGAGAUGUCUGUGCCAUCAUGAGGGUCCAUGCCUUCCUAGAACAGUGGGGACUCAUUAAUUAUCAAGUGGAUGCUGAGAGCCGGCCAACACCAAUGGGACCACCGCCUACAUCUCAUUUCCACGUUCUGGCUGACACGCCUUCAGGGUUGGUGCCACUGCAGCCUAAGACUCCCCAGGGUCGUCAGAGUGACAGUGAUACCAAGACUGGCCGGAAAACCAAGGAGAUUGAGGACCUUGUCACAGAGACGGUGAAAGGGAAACCUGAAAUGCAGACCACAGCUUCCCAGCAGAUGUUGAACUUCCCUGACAAAAGCAAGGAGAAGCCACCAGACAUGCAAAACUUUGGACUGCGUACUGACAUGUACACCAAGAAGAAUGCUCCCUCCAAGAGUAAAGCUGCUGCCAGCGCUACUCGUGAGUGGACGGAGCAGGAGACACUUCUGCUGCUGGAGGCCUUAGAGAUGUACAAGGAUGACUGGAACAAGGUUUCUGAGCAUGUUGGCAGCCGCACUCAGGACGAGUGCAUCCUACACUUCUUGCGCCUCCCCAUUGAGGACCCUUACCUGGAGGACUCGGAGGCCUCUCUUGGGCCCCUAGCCUACCAGCCCAUCCCCUUCAGCCAGUCAGGCAACCCUGUCAUGAGCACCGUGGCUUUCCUGGCUUCUGUCGUGGACCCUCGUGUGGCAUCCGCAGCGGCCAAGUCGGCCCUAGAGGAAUUCUCCAAGAUGAAGGAAGAGGUGCCAACAGCCUUGGUUGAAGCUCACGUCCGCAAGGUGGAGGAAGCCGCCAAGGUGACAGGCAAGGCAGACCCGGCAUUUGGGCUGGAGAGCAGCGGAAUUGCAGGGACCACAUCCGAUGAACUGGAGAGAAUAGGUGAGGGGGGCGAGCGGGGCGCCUUCCGCGCUUCAACCCGUGAAGUGCCCUCGUUGGACCUCGCCCAGUGUGCGGUGGGGACUAAGAAGGGUGCCGAGACGCAAGAGACCAGAGCCGGCCUGGCUUCCGGCCUGGAGCUCACACUCAAUCGCAUGGCUCAGGAAGAGAGCUGCACAGAUGAGAGUCGAGCAGAACCGCAACCAUCAGAGGAGAAGAAAGAGGUGAAGGAGCCAAGAGAAGGAUCCCUGGAGGAGGAAGUAAAAGAGAAACUCGGAGAGGGCCCUAGGAAAGAAGAAGAUAAAAACAAAGAGGCUGAUGGAGAGAAGGAAAUGGACAAGAAUGAUGGGGACCCUAUGGCUGAUGGAGACAAGGAGAAAGAGCCCAAAGAUGGCCAGGAAGAGGGACCCAAGGAUCUUGCCGAGAUUGAGGGUGAAAGGAAGACCAAGGUGGAGAGGGACAUUGGUGAAGGUAACCUCUCCACUGCAGCAGCUGCUGCUCUGGCUGCUGCAGCAGUAAAGGCAAAGCACUUGGCAGCAGUGGAGGAGCGUAAAAUCAAGUCUCUGGUGGCAUUGCUGGUGGAGACACAGAUGAAGAAACUUGAGAUCAAGCUGAGGCAUUUUGAGGAACUGGAGACCAUCAUGGAUCGGGAGCGUGAGGCACUGGAGUACCAGAGACAGCAGCUCCUGGCCGACCGACAAGCCUUCCACAUGGAACAGCUUAAGUAUGCAGAGAUGCGUGCUCGCCAGCAGCAUUUCCAACAAAUGCACCAGCAGCAGCAACAGCAGCAGCCGCCACCUCUCCCUGCUGGCUCACAGUCCCUCCCAUCCUCGGGGGCUCCCCUGGCACCCACCGCUCAUUCCAUGCCUGUCUCCCAGACACCUGUGCCAGCUGCCAGCUCCAUAGGCCAGCCCAGCAGCCUGGCUCAGACAGAACAGAUCGGGCAGCCAGUGGCAGUUCAGCCACAGCCAGCAGCAGCUGGAGCACCACAAACAGGGCCCAGUCAAACUGGACAGCCUUCUGCAGGUUCUCAUGCCCAGCCUCCGUUCCCUAGCCAGCAGCCAUCGUCCCAGAUCCUCCCCGGGGCAGUCCCAGCAACCGUUCACCCUGCCAUGGCUGGUAAUAUCCCCUCCGCUCUGCCUUUUGGAAUGCCUGCCUCCAUCCCAUUUAGCAUGGCUAGUAACGUAACAGACUCCAUCGGCAUUAACUUUCCUGCUAACACACCCAUCCAUCCAGUGCAUGGUAACCUUGCGUGCAGCAUGGCUAAUCCACCUGUCAUCAACGUCUCUAGCACUGCUGCCCCACUGCCUCUUGGUUCUGCAGCUGCCCAGAGCCCAGCUAUCGUGGCGGCAAUGCAGGGCAGCCUCCUUCCAAAUGCUGUUUUUUCAUCAGAUCAAGGACCGUCGCUGCAGCCAGACCCUCUCGCUCCCAGCCCCAGCACGGCCACACCAGUCCCACCCACACAGUGAGAAGCUGCUCUUCUUCCAGAGGCCUCCUUGACCAGCCAUCCCCAGGUGGAAGGACAGAACCCCCAAAUCGUGUUUAACAUGGAUUCUGGUUGGGUGGGUUUUUAAAAAGCUUCAAACAGUGCUCCAAGGAGGAAAAGAAUCUGCCUCUGUUGACUUCCCCUCCCCUGUGUGUCUCUGUCCCAGCUGUUGUCUCCAAUGCUUUUUUUGUAUCCAGUUGUACUAAGACUUUUUAUUUAAAGGUGUUUCUAAUUGGUGAGGGGGGGGGACAACUCUAUCUCCAAAUAGCCAAUGCUAUUUAUAGGGGGCUUUGAUUUUAAACCUGGUUGAAAAGGGAGUUUAACUCCUCCUUUGUGUCUGUCUUGCUUUUUUUAAAAAACAA
Molecule: messenger RNA, 4215 nt
Organism: Euleptes europaea (tarantolino)
Lineage: Eukaryota; Metazoa; Chordata; Lepidosauria; Squamata; Sphaerodactylidae
Gene: SMARCC2
Product: SWI/SNF related, matrix associated, actin dependent regulator of chromatin subfamily c member 2
Exons: 29
Coding region: 24-3836 (1270 amino acids)
Biological process (GO): positive regulation of DNA-templated transcription
Cellular component (GO): npBAF complex; SWI/SNF complex; nBAF complex
Molecular function (GO): nucleosomal DNA binding; histone binding
Source: RefSeq, a predicted model, not a curated record